Messenger RNA from Cherax quadricarinatus, 1548 nucleotides. The record is from RefSeq and is a predicted model, not a curated record. Lineage: Eukaryota; Metazoa; Arthropoda; Malacostraca; Decapoda; Parastacidae.
AUGAUAAUAGCUCUCUUGGUAGCAUCAGUGUUGUGUUGGGGGCUGGCUAGUCCCAAGAACACCCACUACGUACAGGAUGCCCACCACGUACAGGAUACCCACCACAUACAGGAUACUCAGCACGUACGGGAUGCCCACGUCCUGCAGUUCACGCACGAUGUACAAUUUACGCAGAAUAACGCAGAAUCUACGCAAGGCAUCACCAAAACAGAAAACCCAGAUAGUCAGGGGACGCUAAUAACAAGGGAACUCAUCCAGACACUCUUCGUUAAUCAACUUGAUAUCAAAACAGUGUUGGCAGAUCUGUUGCAGAGUGUGAGUGCUCAAGUGAACCAGUGCUCAACUCUCACUCAAGAUGGCGCUCACUUGAACAAUGCUACGCAAGAACUACAGCUGGAAGCCGUAAUCCUUUGGCAGAAGGUGUUCCAACAGGAGGCUGAGGUGCAGCAGCUGAGAGACCAGCAGCUGCAGCUGAAGAACUCUCUGCAACAGCAGCAAGAGACGUUACAGCAGCAAGAGAAGGUAAUACAACAACAGGAAGAGUCAUUGCAGCAGCAACAGAAUGUAGUACAGCAACAGGAAGAAUCGAUACAGGAACAACAGAAUGUGAUACAAAAUCAGGAAGAAUCGAUACAGGAACAACAGAAUGUAAUACAACAACAGGAAAAAUCGAUACAGCAGCAACAGAAAAUAAUACAACAACAUGAGGACUUUAUACAGGAGCAACAGAAUGUAAUACAACAACAGGAAGACACAAUAGAACAGCAACAGAACGCAAUACAACAACAGGAAGAGGCAAUACAGCUAGAAGAGACAAUGCAACAGGAACAAAACUAUGCUCAGCAAGUAGAAUCAGAAGAGACAAUACAGAUGCAGCAUAAUACAAUACAACGACAACAAGAAACAAUACAACAGCAAGAGAAUCUAAUACAAAAACAAGAAGAGACGAUCAAACAAGAAAAAGAGAAAACACAACGACAAGAAAAUACACUACAGCAACAAGAAGAGACGAUACAGCAACAACAGGUUGUAAUACAGGAAGAGGAAGAGAAAAUACAAGAAUUAGAGAACACGAUACAUAAGCAGCAAGAGGCGAUACAACACCUAGAGAACGUGACAAGAGACCAGGAAGAUACGUUAUUACAACGAGAAAGUAAAUUAGAGGCAGUGUCAGCGGAACUCCUACUAGUGAAACAACAAUCUCUGUCAGCUGCUGACACUCUCGCUAGUCUGACUUCACAAGUGCAGAAUCUGACGCAGCAGAAGGAAGAACUCGCUGCAACGAACACCCAACAGCAAUUCACCAUAACAGACUUAGAAAUGAACAAAACGCGACUUCAGGAAGCCAAAAGCAGCUUAGAACAGAACUUAGAAGAGUGCCAACAAUCACUAGCUGAGGAAGCUAACACAAAGAGAGACUACAUUUCACCCGACGAUGGUCACUCAGAACCAGAAUUCCAUCACUCUCUCCACCGCCACCGUCACCGUCACCACCACCGCGACCGCGACCGUCACCGCCACCGCCACCGCCACCACUUUUAGUUACGA